CAACAGUAGCGGCCGUCAUUGUGUCGACGUCGUAGUCGUAGUCAUACAAAAGACCAGCACUAACUAGUGUGAGUAGUAAUGUUGUAUAAUGCAUACAACAGUACAACUUAAGGUGAUGUGCGGAGUUUCUCAUAAGAAAAUUUAAUUUUUUUGUGUCUGCUGAAAAAAAAAACAGAUUUCUAUCAAACAUUACCUAGUUUGGCAAACGUACAAAAAGUAUACAUUGGCCGUGAUUUGCACGAGCACAUUCCCAGUGAAAUAAUCGAUUGGAAAAUUCGAUAAAAACCAAAUAAUUGUUACUCACAAAUGGUGUAUAGAUGAGCGCAAUUUAAAAAGAAUCGAAUGAAGAUACAAAAUCGGCCGAAAAGAAACAAACAAAGAAAAAGAUGAAAUUGGAGCCAAAGUCACAUCGGUCUCGUGUGAUGCAACUCUGUGAUUCGUCAUCCGAUGAAGAGAGCACGACAAAUGGUAAAGACAGUCAAGAUGAGCCAAUGGACACUGAAGAAGAGGUGGUUGUAAAGAAAGAAAAGGAAAACAAAACACCGUCGCCCGAAAAAAUGGCGAGCAACAAAGUGAAUGGAAGUUCAAGUGGCAAACGUCGUGCUAAAGUUAAGAAAACUGUCACAAGAACAUAUGAAGAUGAAGGUGGUUUCAUAAACACCGUUCGUGAAACAGAAGAAGUCAGUUGCUCCAACGAGGAACCAGAAGUAGCACCACCACCACCGAAGAAGGCCGCUGCAAUCUAAACAACGGCAGCAGUUCAACUGCAACCGAAAAGAAAUAUGGUUUGUUUACUAAUUUAGUUGAAUGCAUCACUGAUGGCGCACCAUCAACAAGACACAUCAUUCUGACGUUUGAUCGAAACCAAUUGCAACUUUGACAGCGAACAAUUUGCUCCUAUUUUUUUUUAUUGGGACGCUUAUACAAAAUUCGUCCGAAAACAACACAAAAUAUUUUUGUGAUAGAAAAAGAGAACGAGUUACUCAAUAUCAAAACACCGUACAUAGCUUGGUAAUUAACAAUAGAAAUUCAACAGAAUCUUACAAUAUUCGAUACAGUGGUUGAUUAUUGGUCUUGCUUUUGCUUUUGCUUGGUGUUGCAAAAAAAAAUCGUGCGUGUAAUGUUGUAGUGUAUUCAUAUGUGAAGCUUGAAUGAACGUCUAUACUUCGAAAAGGAAAAUUAAUAUCAUAAGUGCAAAAAGUGGCUACGAAGUGUCAACAGAAUAUUUGCAUGGACCAAACAAUGUAAAUUGAUACGGAAACAAAAACCCAUAUGUUUCUGCUGCUGUUUGAGAUCUGAUAGUUGUUCGGUGGAUGGAGAAAUAAUUGUUCAUACUUUUCAAUUAGUCGUUUAAUUGUUUGUUUGCAUUUACGCUACGUGUACAAUAAUUUACAGCUUUUGUGUUCAUAUGUAUUUUUGUAGUCGAUCGUGACAUGUUUUUUGUCAUUUAUAUCUUUUCGCUGGAAUUGUAAACUUCGUCGUUUUUUGUGCAGCAGCAAAUGCAAUAAAAAACCGAUAUAAUCACAUUAAUACCUUUCUGGAUAAAAUGCACAGUUAUCAAAAUGAUGAAUUGCAAAUGCUUUAACCUUACCCAAUGUCAUUAAAAAUUCCGAUAAAACAAAAACUCAACUCAACUCAAUGAAAUUGCAACGGACUGAGGCGGGAACAAAAUCUCAUUAUUCGUGGUAGAGAGACAAUUUGUAAUCAAUAGAAAUCAUGUCGUUUGUUAGUGGUAAUUCAAGUAACGAAGCGGUGCAAAAGUUCUUGGAGAUUUUGCAAAACGAUUUCCGCACAUUGGCCAACGAAACGAAGAAAAAAUACCCACAAAUCAAAGAGUCAUGUGAAGAAGCAAUAAUAAAACUGGAAGCAGCGUCAUCGACGCCAUCGACUCAACUUUAUUAUGUCGUCAAUCAAAUUUUAUAUGCUUUAGUUCAGGGUUGUGGAUCGAAAGAUGUGAAAAUUAUCAAGUAUUGCCUUGGAAUGAUGCAACGAUUAAUAACACAACAAGUAGUCGAUCAAAAGGGUGCUCGUUAUAUAACUGAUACUCUGUGGAUGUUAAUGGAGCAUGGAACGGAAGAAGUUAAAGUGUUGCAAACGGUUACUUUGUUACUGACGACAAAUAGCGUUGUGCACGGUGAAACACUGGCCAAAGCACUUGUUUUAUGCUUUCGUUUGCAUUUCACCAAAGAUUCGACAACGAUAAAUACGGCCGGUGCCACGGUGCGGCAAUUAGUUUCACUGGUGUUCGAACGAGUCAUUACUGAGGAUCAGGAAUCGGAAGCCUCAACGUCAGAAGAGCAACCGAUACAAGAAGUGAAUAUUGAAGAAUUGAAACAAGCCCCUGGCCAAGCACCAAAAGGACUCAACGUGUGUGCGUCCGAUGCAUUUUUGCUGUUCCAAGACUUGGUACAGCUUGUGAAUGCUGAUCAGCCAUGGUUCUUGCUUGGAAUGACCGAAAUGACUCGCACAUUCGGGUUGGAACUUCUGGAAACGGUUUUGACCACAUUUUCCCCGGUUUUCUUCAAGCAUCCCGAAUUCUCGUUCCUGUUAAAAGAACGGGUGUGCGCGCUUGUGAUCAAACUCUUUUCACCGAAUAUCAAAUACCGAACCGUUGUUCAGACAAAUCCUCAGCAACCAGUUGCGUUGGACAAACCAUAUUUUCCUAUUAGCAUGCGCCUAUUGCGUGUCGUAUCGAUUCUAAUACAGAAAUAUCACCGCCUUUUAGUGACUGAGUGCGAAAUAUUUCUAUCUUUAAUCGUUAAGUUUUUGGAUCCGGAUAAACCUGCUUGGCAACGCUCCUUGGCACUCGAAGUCAUUCAUAAAAUGACCGUACAGCCGGAGCUGCUCGUGUCAUUUUGCCAAUGUUACGAUUUAAAGGAUCAUGCAACGAACAUCUUUCAAGAUAUCAUCAACUCACUCGGAGCCUACGUUCAAAGCCUAUUCGCACCAACACACUCGAAUAGUGUUAAUGCUGUUUCGACACCCACUCAAACAUUGCCGAUGAUGAGCACAUUACCGAUGGUACCGGGCGCAUCACAACAAGCCGGAUUCCUAUUUAGAAGUGUCUGGCUGCCGCUUAUUGUUACAUUCCCAACCGGACAAUCCAAAUCAACAUUCUUGGAGAUGCUCGACAAAGUUGAACCACCACCAAUACCGGAUGGAUUUGGAAUUUCCGUGGCAUACGCUUGCCUUCUGGACAUUGUUCGAUCGAUUUCGUUGGCUGUUCUUGGUCCAUCGAAGAUUGGAGAGGAGAAACCUACACCGUACAAGGAUAACGUAUCUGAAGCUGAUCGACAAUUACACGCCCAACUGAUAACAUCGAGUUGGUGCGGUCUGCUGGCUGCUUUAACUCCUCUAAUUGAUGCGGCUACCGAUGAAUCAGUUACUGAGAAUGUUUUGAAGGCAAUGCAAAACUAUGCCGCACUAUGCGGUACAUUGGAUAUUCAAACACCACGAGAUGCUUUCAUAACAGCAAUUUGCCGCUCAUCCUUACCUCCGCAUUAUGCAUUGUCAGUUCUGAAUAUGGGCUAUCAAUUCUCGGGCAUCAUAACUCAUUCUCGUUCUCCGAGCCAAGACCUAAAUCAUCAAUAUAUGACAUCGUCAUGCGGCGAAAAUGAUUUUCGUCAUCAAGUUGUGGCUGUUGGAACGCCUUUGCCAACAACAUCGCUUCCAAUUGGCGCACAACAAGGACCGGUUAUGUUAACGGCUAAAAAUUUGCAAUGCAUGAGAGCGAUGCUACAUUUGGCCCAUUGCCAUGGGUGUAUAUUGGGCACCUCUUGGCAUAUUGUGCUCGCAACAUUGCAACAUUUAGUUUGGAUAUUGGGUUUGAAACCGUCGACGGGAGGAAGUUUACAGGUUGUGCCAAAAUUGUCCACCGAUGCAACAGCUGGAAUAACCACAUCGGUUAUGGCCGAUUUGCCCGUUCUAUCUCAAAUGCUGAGUCAAUUGUUCGAAUCUAGUCAGUACUUGGAUGAUGUUGCGCUACAUCAUUUAAUCGAUGCAUUGUGUAAACUAUCACAAGAGGCAAUGGAGUUGGCUUAUUCGAAUCGGGAACCGUCGUUAUUCGCUGUGGCAAAGCUAUUGGAAACGGGUCUAGUGAAUCUACCUCGCAUCGAAGUAUUGUGGCGACCGCUAACAAAUCACUUGUUGGAAGUGUGCCAACAUCCACAUAUUCGAAUGCGUGAGUGGGGCGUAGAAGCGGUUACGUAUCUCGUGAAAGCAGCACUGCAAUACAAAUACGAAACACCACUAAAGGAUAAUAUGACGCUGCAAACAUUACUUCUGAAUCCAUUGGCUGAGCUGUCGUCUGUACCGCAUGGCGACGUUCGUCAACGGCAAUUGGAAUGUGUUUUACAAGUAUUAAAUGGAGCUGGCGAAACAUUGACUCAUGGAUGGCCUUUAGUUUUGGGCAUCAUUGGCGCUGUUAAUGAUCGCCAUGGCGAAGCAUUGAUUCGAAUAGCAUUCCAAUGCUUGCAAUUAGUUGUAACCGACUUUUUGCCCGUUAUGCCUUGGCGCUCUGUCAACACGGCAGCUAAAUUCGGAUCUCAAACGCAGGAACUGAAUAUUUCUCUGACAGCUGUCGGUUUGAUGUGGAACAUUUCCGACUACUCCAAUCAAAACCAAGAUAAGCUGUCACAAACCGUGUCCGAAGAUCAAACUGUUUUGCCCGAUUUCCCGGGCACUCUAAAUAUACCGCACUUUGAUAAGCUGUGGAUGUGCUUAUUUGCUCGUCUUGGCGACUUGUGCGUCGAUUCACGACCUGCAGUGCGAAAAUCGGCAGGAAAAACACUGUUUUUAACCAUUUCAGCCCAUGGGAAUCUCUUGAUGCCGCCGACAUGGCAAUCAGUAUUGUGGCAAGUUCUGUUUCCUCUGUUGGAUAAGGUGCGAAGUCUAUCGAGUUCGGCGAGCAGUGAAAAGGUCGAUACCACCGGGAAUAUUUUAAUUCAUCACUCACGAAACACGGCACAAAAGCAAUGGGCCGAAACUCAAGUGUUAACUUUAUCAGGUGUGUCGCGAGUAUUCAAUACCAAACGGCACAUGCUACAAACGCUCGGCGAUUUCAUUCGGGCGUGGUCGCUGCUACUGGAGUUCAUUGAAAACGCUGCUUUAAGCAAAAGUAAUGGAGUCUCUUUGGCCGCUUUGAAAUCGUUCCAAGAAAUUCUCUACAACAAACCGAGCAAUGAGCACGACGAUGACAUGGAAAAGCAAAUGCCAGUUGAAGGAAUCGAUAUUAAUGGCACGGAAAAUAUGGACAUUUGGAAUAUUGCAUGGAAAGUGCACAAAUUCACUGAAGACGACCUUCGCCAACUGUGCACUGUGCUAAUGAAUGCCGUAGCUGUUCCCGUGCAUAGUGAUUCAACGCCAUAUAUAAUGAUAACCAUUUCGGACUCGCUUCUAACUCCGUUGCAUGACGGUGUGCUUGAGUGCAUGGAUAUUUUGUGCAAAGAAGUUCUACCUCCUUCAUCCCCAUUAAAAUCAAUGAAUGCAAUUAUUUUUAGUCAGCUGCUAAAUUUCAGUAAAUUCGCCUCUGUGCCACCAACGUUUGAUCGUCUUGAAACUAGGCCUUACAAAUCGAAUCGAAAUCAACAUCAGCACAAUCAAAAUCACUCGACAAUCGAAUGGGUUAGCAUGAACUACAUUUCAUUUGGUGAAAAGGCAAUGAAUGUUGCUGUCAAAAUUUAUUUACAAUGUGCCAACGAUCCGAUUGUAAUUGAAGAGCGCAUUUUGCUAGAGAUAAUCAACACUCUGAAAAUUCCAUUGGCAAUGAAGUACAAAUGCAUGACAUCGAGCACUUGGAAACUAGCAAUCGAAAGUUUGCUGGCUGUUCUGCAUGUUGGAUUGCCAGUGGCUCGACAGUAUCCAGAGUCAUUUGCUGAUGUUUGGCCUAUACUCUCCGGAACGUUAGAUAAAUUUUUGUUCCCAUCGAGAGUGUGUACGAUUGAAGAUCGUGGCAUUGAUGAAAUUGUAUUAGACGAAACCAUCGAUUGUCAAGUCAUUGAGAUGUUUCGUGACGAACCGUACGCUGAGCAUAUACCUCACCAAUUCAUCUUGGACAUUGUGACCAUUUUAAAUAAGGGAUCGAUUCACUUGGCCACCGCUCGGAAUAGUGUUUACGAUGCCGGAUUAAAACUUAGAGAAGAAUUCGCAAAGACAUGCUUUGAAACGCUGCUCGCUUAUUACACAUUAUUAGUUGAAUCCUGUCCAUUAUCUUUAAGUGAAAUAUAGGAUUUAUCUUGUAUCGAAAAAAAAUGCAUUCAACGUUUUGUAAUUUGUUUCCUGAAGAAAAUCGAUUUGUCAAUCAAAAAUUGAUCUAGAGAAACACACAUCGGAUAUGCAUAGAUCAAUUUCAAAAUGAAGAAUUUCUUUUUCAAGUUA
Sitodiplosis mosellana (orange wheat blossom midge) is the source of this 6375-nucleotide messenger RNA. RefSeq names its product protein MON2 homolog. The record is from RefSeq and is a predicted model, not a curated record. Lineage: Eukaryota; Metazoa; Arthropoda; Insecta; Diptera; Cecidomyiidae.